Hevea brasiliensis (rubber tree) is the source of this 693-nucleotide messenger RNA. Its product is annotated as 15.4 kDa class V heat shock protein. The record is from RefSeq and is a predicted model, not a curated record. Bases 121 to 531 code for a protein of 136 amino acids. The transcript has 2 exons. NCBI's taxonomy places the organism in Eukaryota, Viridiplantae, Streptophyta, Magnoliopsida, Malpighiales, Euphorbiaceae. Gene Ontology annotation, biological process: protein folding; response to heat; response to hydrogen peroxide.
GCCCUUUAAAAGGUCAAGUGGCUUCUUCCCACUCUCCAUAAAGAACAGAAGUGGUUUUAUAUCCUGAAUUCCUGAUUUAUCUCUGAAUUCCCUGCCCAAAAGAAAUAAUCAGGAAACGCAAUGGAGUUCCCCAUGAAUCAACCUUUCCCGUGGCACUACCUCCUUGCCUCUCCUGCCCUCUUCUCCUACCCCCUCAUCCCAGAAAAUUAUGUUCACUGGGCUCAAACCCCUGAUUCCCAUGUUUACUCAGCUGACUUCCCUGGUGUGAGGAAAGAGGAGAUAAAGGUAGAGAUUGAGGAUUCAAUGUCCCUCAUAAUUAGAACAGAGGCCAUUGAUGAAUUAACUAAACCUGUCGAGAACUUCAUGAGAAAUUCCGGCUUCCGUGUUUUGGUUGACAUUGAUGGAAUUUCAGCUGGAUAUGAAGAUGGUGUCCCGAUAGUUACUGUACCAAGAUCUUACAGAAGGAGAGGACUCCUUAUUGACCCAGCAGCUAUGCCUGAGAGGCUGGAAGUUACUGCUAGAGCUGCUUGAAUUAAUAAUUUUAACAUGAUUUGAUUAGCUGGUUACACACUAAAUUUGGGUUUUGAUUAAUUGUUAUAAUGGGUAAGCUAUAUACAAUAUUUGAUAAUAUCUUGUUAUUGAUGGAGUAUGUGUAAAAGAUUUUAUCAUCUGAAUGAAAAUUUCAGAUCUUAC